Molecule: messenger RNA, 2001 nt
Organism: Leptopilina heterotoma
Lineage: Eukaryota; Metazoa; Arthropoda; Insecta; Hymenoptera; Figitidae
Product: ras-related protein RabX-like
Exons: 8
Coding region: 290-1723 (477 amino acids)
Source: RefSeq, a predicted model, not a curated record
UAGCAAAUUACGGAAAUCAGUUAAAUAAAUUUAGAAAAUAGAACAAAUAUUUAUUUUCAUCAGUAAAAUGAUGACAAAAUAAUAAAAAAAAAAUUAUGCUUUCCUGAUAAAGUGUCGCACUUAUAUUAUAUUUGCAUGUAUUUGUUUGUAUGCGCAGUAAAGUUGCGCACUUAUUGUGUUUUUUUCUGAUCUUUCUGAUGCAGUGUUUAUAAUUUAUAUCGUGUUUAGUCUUGUUGAAAAUUUUGUUAAUUACAUUUAAAUCUUCUGAAAAAGAAUUCGACAAAAAAAAAUGAGACUUCUUUUUAAAAGACCGGACGGAUGUCCGAUGAAAUUUCAUUUGGCAAAAUUGAGUGAUUACGAUUUAUAUAAAUAUACAAAACUAAUCACAUUGAAUGGAGGCGAGGUUGAAGAACAAGGUAAAACCAACGUUCUUACUUUUGCACCUAAGGUUCCAUUUCUUGAUUACGAAUACCUCUUUGAUAUAAAAUUUAUCGACGAUUGUAUAAAAUUCAAGAAAAUUUUAGAUGUUGAUAGUUAUUAUAUCGGCGAUUCGCGAUUCUAUCAAGGUUGCCCAAUGAGUAAAUUGAUUAUGCAAACAAAAUCUUGUUUAUUAAAUCAAAUAUUAUUAUAUCCAAAUAAAAAUGAUAUUAUUGUCACGACUUUCGAUGACAUUUCUAAAAGAAACACUCAAACUAUGGAUGAGGUACUAGAAAAUAAUUCACCAUUACCAACAAUCGCUGGCGAAAUUCAAUUAUCAGAUGAAGCAAUUCAAAGCAUUGAAAAUAAUUUAAAUGAAAAUUUAAAAACCUAUCAAAAUGGAAAGAAAAAUGAUGAUGAUAAUAAUACAGAUCGUAAUUUACUUGAAUAUUUGGAUAUAAACAGAAGAAAAAGUGUGGAAACGAAUGAAAAUGAAAAGCUUUUAAAUGAGAAUAUAAAAGCAAAUGAAAUUGAAAUAACAAUAAGAUAUAGAAAUAAUAAUUUAAAUACAAAUGAGAAUGAAAUUAUUGAAAUUAAUGAAAAUAAUGAAAGUAAUGAAAAUAAUGAAAGUAAUGAAAAUAAUGAAAGUAAUGAAAAUAAUGAAAAUAAUUUGAAUGGCAUUGAAAAUGAAAGCACGCGACAUAAUGAAAUCGUUUUGAAUGGAAAUUUAGUGACAAUGCAAGAGGAUAAUGAAGUUUCGAAUAAUGUUGAAAAAAAUUCAAAUGAAAAUCAAAAGCGAAAAACAAGGAAGAAUGAAAAUAAAGAAAAUAGUGCGAAUAUUAAUAAAUCAAGUUCAAUGGAAGUAGAAAUCUUAUCGUCAGAUAAUGAAAGCGAUCAUGAAAGUCAUGAAGCUGAUAAAAAACCCCGUGAACGACACCUGACAUUAGCAAUGGUAAAAGAGAAGUUUGACAAAUACGAUUUAGAAAAUUGGAUAAAAGAUUUAAAUAAAGACAGACCAAAAGAUGCUCAAGGAUAUCCAAAAAAAUACGGUCGUACUUACAGUUCAUGGGAGACCAGGAAUCUAAUUUUGUUAAUAGCUAAAACUGAUACUUACCAGUACAUGUAUAGUAUGAAUCUUUGGAAAUAUAUAUCAACGCUAAAAAUAGUGGAUCAGAGCAGAAAAGAAAAAUCUUUGUACCGACACAUGUAUUUGCGAGUUUUAAAAAGUAUUGACCAAUUGAAGUUCAUAACCGAUAAAAUAAAAGAUAAAUUCAUUGCAGUCCGGGAACAGAAGCUGAAAGAAUAGAAAUGUUACUAGUAUCCUUAAAUCAGGUUAAAGAAACAUUGUUUUUUUUGAGAAUUCGCACAAUUUUUCAUCAUCUUACAGAGAUACUUGGUUGUUUUCGAAAAAUAAAAAAAAGGAGAUAUCGAUCAUUUUUAAGUCCUUCACUUUGCAAAGUGAUUAUUUACACACAUUCAAUGUGAAGAUCAAUAUUUUAUUAAAAGAAACGAGUUUAGAAGAAUGAAUUAUAAAUUAGAAAUUAUAUUAAAAAUGAAUAAUUAUAAUAAAUUAUUUUUAUAUUA